This is a messenger RNA of Salpingoeca rosetta, 2121 nucleotides long. RefSeq lists its product as uncharacterized. Gene Ontology annotation, molecular function: ATP binding; inositol-1,3,4,5,6-pentakisphosphate 2-kinase activity. The transcript is spliced from 3 exons. The coding region runs from base 1206 to 2042 and encodes 278 amino acids. NCBI's taxonomy places the organism in Eukaryota, Choanoflagellata, Craspedida, Salpingoecidae. The record is from RefSeq and is a predicted model, not a curated record.
CAGCAACUUCGCAACGCUGAUGACUGGACCUGCGUGUAGCUGCUGCAGUGACAACAAGCGUGUGCAAAGGCGAACAUGUGUCCAUCACGGCUGCCCAGUGGGCCGUGGCGCGUGCGUGGUGUGGGCGGUGCAAACGUCGUGCUGAGGUAUGCUGGAGCUGAACCCGAGCUCGCUGCUCUUCGGCUGUGCGCCCUGCGAUUGCGGCGUCUGGAGAAGGAAGGAGAUCAGACACAAUGUUUGGAUGAACGCCAUGUGCAGCAAAGGUUCCAUGAAACACUCUCCCGCCUCGUUCCCUCGCCCUGGGCGUGUCCACAGGUGCAUUUGGAUCUGCCCCAGACCUUUUUGGAUGGGCUGCAGCUGUUGGAGCAGGAUGUACCUGUAGGCCAAGGCUUUGUUAAUGUUGAUACGCGAGCGCUGUGCGGUGCGGGCGCAAUUUUGAUGCCAGAUAUGGGGUCGUGUCCCGCGUGCGCGUUUCGGCUCUGGGAAUCUGGGACUGACGUUCUUGGCAAAGGCGGGCAGGCGGCGCUCGAUUGGCUGCUGGCAACGCGUGUUCCUGCGUGUCACCACGCAUACUUUGCCAUUGAGCUGAAGCCGAAGAGCUGCGACGACGUGUUUCGACUUCCACCUCGCGUCGACACCACGUGCCACGCCCGGAGCGAGCAGCGCUGGUGCCGCUUCUGUUGUCACCAGCACCUCAAGCUUGCCAACGGCAAAUGGACCUCUGUCUCCAAAUACUGCCCAAUCCGCCUGUUCAGCAACGCACGCAGUGUGCGUGUGUGUGUGGGGGGGGGGGAACGUGAGUGAGUGAGUGAAUGUGUGAGUGACUGUGUGUGUUCGUGAGAGAGCGAGAGAGAGAGAGAGUGUGUGUGUGUGUACGUGAGUGUGUGUAGCUUCAAAACGUUCGUUGUGUUUCUGACCAUAUUACGCUUGACAACCCUGUGCGUUUGCGUUCAUGUCCUGAACAGGAUGCACAGUUACAGCGUGAAGCCAUCCUACAACUGCUGCAGACACCCCAGAACAACCUCCGUCUCCUCACUGCACACGCCACCGCCUCCACGCCUGUUCUGCACCGCGCCGUGUCAGCAUCGUCGCCACCACAACAACAACAGGAUGGUGAUGAUGAUGAUGAUGGUGAUGAUGAUGAUUGUGGUGGUGUUGAUGAUGAUGGUGGUGGUGAUGGUGGCGGUCGUGGUGGUCGUGGUGCGAUGACCGAAGCAGCUUCCGUCCACUGCCUCGCCGCCGGGCUGGCACCGCUCUUACAAGAGGUGCUGUCGACCUCUGGUGUGCUGUCGUGGCUCAGGACCCAACACGGGGCACACCAUGCGCAGCCAGCGGUGACACGUUCUUUGGCGUCCUCCAAAUCACCUCCCCGUCUUCGCCCAUCAUCAACAUCAACACCAACAUCAACAUCGUCAACAACAUCAGCAUCAACAUCGUCGUUGUCUUGGUGCCCUGUGGACCGGUCGUUUGCUGCUGUUGCUGCUGCGGAUGCGGCGCGAACGGCGACACGUGGUGUCAUCACUCAAGACGAUGUCAACACAUGGCGGGAACACACGCUCGCGAGCAGUAGUGGUGGUGGUGGUGACGGUGAUCGUGGAAGAGAAGGAAUGAAGAAGGAGGAGGAGGAAGGGGCGAAAGCGAGUGUUGACGGCGGUAAGCGUGCACAUGAACUAUCCGAUGAUGAUGGGGAGCAGGUGACCAAGGUCGCGAAACAACAGCAACAUGAUGAUGAUGGUGAUGGUGAGGAAGCGAUGGUGUCACCAGCGUGGUUGAUGCUCGAUCACUUGAGAGCUGCAGCGUUUAAGGACUGCAGCGUGUUGGUUUCCUUCUGCUCGCCUCUCGAGCCGACACACGACACCGAAAGCCGUGCAUGUGCACGUGCGGGGGCGAUGGCCGGGUCGUAUCGCGUUGCAGACGGCGCCGUGUUGGCGAAACUUGUCAUCGUCGACCUCGACUUCAAGGGGACACACAAGAUUGCGGCGCACAAGCAGCUGUUUGAUGCUUUAACAAACCUACAAGCACCAGCAACAGCGCACACAUAGAGGCAGACAAAAAACAGGCACACACGCAGACAGACUGACAGACAGACAGACAGACAGACAGACAGACAGACAGAUAGAC